Molecule: messenger RNA, 1061 nt
Organism: Nothoprocta perdicaria
Lineage: Eukaryota; Metazoa; Chordata; Aves; Tinamiformes; Tinamidae
Gene: MRAP2
Product: melanocortin 2 receptor accessory protein 2
Exons: 5
Coding region: 301-921 (206 amino acids)
Biological process (GO): protein localization to plasma membrane; regulation of adenylate cyclase-activating G protein-coupled receptor signaling pathway
Cellular component (GO): endoplasmic reticulum; plasma membrane
Molecular function (GO): type 5 melanocortin receptor binding; corticotropin hormone receptor binding; type 4 melanocortin receptor binding
Source: RefSeq, a predicted model, not a curated record
GCCGCGGCGCUGCUCUGGAGCUGCGCCUUCCCUAUGUAAUGUUUAUUUUAUUUGAUUUCAGGCUUUAGGUUGCGAGAGUCCGUCGAUGCAUCUCCAGGAGCGUUUCCUCGGCGGGAAGGUCAGGUCCAGAGGCAGCUAUCGAGGCUACGCACAAGGCUAGUUCCAGAUGGAGACGACAUCAGGUUUGCUUUGGUGGUCGUGGUGGUGGUGUGAGCCAGCAGGCUGUGCACCAGCCACGGUGUGUGGCCUGUAAAGUGAGCCAGCAUCAGCCAAUUUGGAAGGUAUAUAUUCUCAUUCGAGAUGUCUGCCCUGAGGUUGGUUUCUAACAGGACCUCCCAACAGGCCUUGUCUAACUCCGAUUACACUUGGGAGUAUGAGUACUAUGAGUAUGGACCAGUGUCGUUUGAAGGCCUCAAGGCUCAUAAAUAUUCCAUUGUGAUUGGCUUUUGGGUUGGCCUUGCGGUUUUUGUCAUCUUCAUGUUCUUCGUGCUGACCCUGCUGACAAAGACAGGAGCACCGCAUCAAGACAAUGCAGAACCCUCAGAAAAAAGAUUCCGCAUGAAUAGUUUUGUGGCAGAUUUUGGAAGACCUCUGGAGUCGGAGAGAGUCUUUUCUCGUCAAAUAGCUGAAGAAUCUCGGUCGCUCUUCCAUUUCUGCAUUAAUGAAGUGGAACAUUUGGACAAAGGAAAAGCAAGUCACAGAGGGAUGGUCCUGGAGAGUAAUAUUCACUUCCAGGAAGUGCCCAGGAACAGUGGAAGGCUUGAGGAGGACCUAAAUUGUCUUACAAAAUUUAACAUUCCUAAUUUUGUGAAUACUGAGCAGAACUCUUCACUAGGUGAGGAUGAUCUUCUCAUCUCAGAGCCACCUAUCAUUUUAGAAAGCAAAUCUGUCAUGCAGUCUUCCCAUCGGAUUCUUGACUGAGAUGAAAAUUGAAGGUAAAAAUUCCCGUUAAUUAAGGGUUGGAAAGCCCUUCUUGGCCAUUUGGCUGUUCUAACAAGCUAUUCAGACCUGUGUGCAUGUAUCAUGCUUUUUAUUGUGAAUACUGGCUGUGCUGACAGAAC